Molecule: messenger RNA, 2537 nt
Organism: Talpa occidentalis (Iberian mole)
Lineage: Eukaryota; Metazoa; Chordata; Mammalia; Eulipotyphla; Talpidae
Gene: PPIL2
Product: peptidylprolyl isomerase like 2
Exons: 20
Coding region: 123-1691 (522 amino acids)
Biological process (GO): protein polyubiquitination; protein folding; protein peptidyl-prolyl isomerization
Cellular component (GO): catalytic step 2 spliceosome
Molecular function (GO): ubiquitin-ubiquitin ligase activity; peptidyl-prolyl cis-trans isomerase activity
Source: RefSeq, a predicted model, not a curated record
AAGCGCUCGCUUCCGGUUGGGUCAGGGGCAACCGGAAGUAAAAAUGCUCGGCCCUGACGCUGCUGACUUCUGAGUUGUCUCCGGGUUUUUCCGCGUUUACUGGUCUCGCCGUCGCCGCCACCAUGGGGAAGCGACAGCACCAGAAGGAUAAGAUGUACAUUACUUGUGCUGAAUACACUCACUUUUAUGGUGGCAAGAAACCAGACCUCCCACAAACAAAUUUUCGUCGUUUACCUUUUGACCACUGCAGUCUCUCUCUGCAGCCCUUCGUCUACCCGGUCUGCACUCCCGAAGGCAUCAUCUUUGACUUACUGAAUAUCGUCCCCUGGCUUAAGAAGUAUGGGACUAACCCCAGCAAUGGAGAGAAACUGGAUGGGAGGUCCCUGAUCAAGCUGAACUUUGCAAAGAACAGCGAAGGGAAGUACCACUGCCCAGUGCUGUACACGGUGUUCAACAACAACACCCACAUUGUGGCUGUGAGGACUACCGGCAAUGUCUACGCCUACGAGGCAGUGGAGCAGCUAAAUAUUAAGGCCAAGAACUUACGUGACCUACUGACAGACGAGCCCUUCUCCAGGCAGGACAUCCUCACUCUCCAGGAUCCCACCAAUUUGGACAAAUUCAAUGUCUCCAAUUUCUUUCAUGUUAAGAAUAAUGUGAAAAUAACAGAUCCAGAUGAAGAAAAGGCCAAACAGGAUCCAUCUUACUAUUUGAAAAACACAAAUGCGGAGACCCGAGAAACGCUGCAGGAGCUCUACAAGGAGUUCAAAGGGGAUGAGAUCCUGGCAGCCACCAUGAAGGUCCCAGAGAAGAAGAAGGUGGACAAAUUGAAUGCAGCUCACUACUCCACUGGGAAGGUUAGUGCCUCCUUCACCUCCACUGCCAUGGUUCCAGAGACCACACAUGAAGCAGCUGCCAUUGACGAGGAUGUACUGCGCUACCAGUUUGUAAAGAAGAAGGGCUAUGUGCGGCUGCACACCAACUGGGGAGACCUCAACCUGGAGCUGCACUGCGACAUGACACCAAAGACCUGCGAAAAUUUCAUCAAGCUUUGCAAGAAGCAAUAUUAUGAUGGCACCAUCUUCCACAGAUCCAUCAGGAAUUUUGUGAUCCAAGGGGGUGACCCCACUGGCACAGGCACAGGUGGGGCCUCGUACUGGGGGAAGCCCUUUAGAGAUGAAUUUCGGCCCAACCUCUCGCACACAGGCCGGGGCAUCCUCAGCAUGGCCAACUCGGGGCCCAACAGCAACAAGUCUCAGUUCUUUAUCACCUUCCGUUCCUGUGCUUACUUGGACAAGAAGCACACCAUUUUUGGGCGGGUUGUUGGGGGCUUUGACACACUGACAGCCAUGGAGAAUGUGGAGAGUGACCCCAAAACUGACCGCCCUAAGGAGGAGAUCCGCAUCAACUCUACCACCGUGUUUGUGGACCCUUACGAGGAGGCUGACGCUCAGAUUGCCGAGGAGCGGAAGAAGACGAAGAUCAAAGAAGAAGCCCCAGACAGUACAGUGAAGACAAGCAAGGCCAAGUCAGGGAGCCAGGGCCCCCAGACAUACCGCCAGGGCGUGGGCAAAUACAUCAACCCUGCAGCCACGAAACGGGUAGCAGAGGAAGAACCAUCCACUAGUGCAGCUGCUGUCAUGGCCAAGAAAAAGCCCAGCCGAGGUUUUGGGGACUUCAGCACAUGGUAGCAGCAGGCUGCUCUGGAUCCCGGUAGGGACACUGUCCUGGGGGCCGAAUCCCUAUCACUGAGUUUCCUAAAGCCUUUGCAUACCUGCCCUUUGGGCUGUGACUCAAUAAAGCUCUUGGUCCCCCCUGUGGUCCCCUCUUUUGUCCCAGGAGCCCACAGGCCUCCCCAGCCCACCCGCAUCUGUCUUGGAUCCCCAAGCAUGGGGUCUCGCCCGCAGAGCAGCACAGGCCCAGGGUAGUGAGGAAGGGCUGUGUCCUGACUCGGGUUUUCUUCUCCCUCCACCGCCCCCCCGCAUCCCAUUAUCUUCUCAGGGAUUCUACUCAGUGUGGUCCCUGACCAGUGGCAUCACAUGGACCCUUAUUGGAAACGUUCAGACCCCAGCUCUUCUGGAGACUUUGGGGCCUUGGGCUAGAUCCUUUCCUGCCAUCUCUUGCUUGGCUCACUGGCUCCCCCACCCCUACCACCAUGGAUAGUCAUCACCAUGGUGCCUGAGCACUGCUCUGACUAGCCUGUCCAGGUUCCACAUCUGGACAGACCACCUUGUCAGUCAAGAUGGUGUUUAGAUCCCCCUGGGUGAAGCUCCUGCUGCUCCUGCUGUUACUGAUGGAUGAGCAAAAGGCCCCAGCAAGCUGGUGCUUCCCUCCUGCCCCCACCCCCUCUCCGCAGGUCAUGGCCUUACUGCCCUAGGACCUGACCUUGUGCUUACACACUGACUCUCAGCCCUAACUCUUGAGGCUUCUGGGCCAGCUGCACCAGCAUUUCCUAACUUGAGAGUUCCCUUCCCUUCGCCCUGUUUUUCUAUUAAAUGUCUUUUAAAAAACUCACACUUGCCUGCCCUUGCUUUCUG